ACUUUGGUUGGUUUUUCGCUAAUAUAAAAAUAAAUGGUGCUAAUAAAGCUAUAGAGAAUAAGCAGCCGUCUGCGCCUCAGCCACAACCAAUUGAAGUUGUAGACCCAAAAAUUGCAGAAACUAAACCGGCGCCUGCUCCAAAACCAGCGCAACCGGCACCAAAACCCGUUGUCGCGCCCACACCAGCACCAAGUCCACCGAAGCCAAUUGAAAAACUGGCGCCAGCAACACCUCCAACGACGCCAACAACAAGUCCAUCCAUAAAACCAACUCCAAAAAUUAAACAUCAUGGUUGACGCUGCAGUUCUUGCUAAAUUGGAAGAGGGCUACGCCAAGUUGGCUGCCUCUGACUCCAAGUCAUUGCUGAAGAAAUACUUGACUAAGGAAGUGUUCGACAGCUUGAAGAACAAGAAGACCCCAACUUUCGGCUCAUCUUUAUUGGAUGUUAUUCAAUCCGGCUUGGCCAAUCACGAUUCUGGUGUUGGUAUUUACGCUCCUGAUGCUGAGGCCUACACUGUCUUUUCUGACUUGUUCGACCCAAUCAUUGAGGAUUACCAUGGUGGUUUCAAGAAGACCGAUAAACAUCCACCAAAGGACUUUGGUGACGUAAGCACUUUUGGAAAUUUGGAUCCCAACAAUGAAUUCAUUAUUUCCACUCGUGUGCGUUGCGGUCGCUCCCUUGAAGGCUACCCAUUCAACCCAUGUCUAACCGAAGCCCAGUACAAGGAAAUGGAACAGAAGGUUUCAUCUACUUUGUCUGGUUUGGAAGGCGAAUUGAAGGGCAAAUUUUACCCAUUGACCGGCAUGGAGAAAUCAGUUCAACAGCAAUUGAUUGAUGAUCACUUCUUGUUCAAGGAAGGUGAUCGUUUCUUGCAAGCCGCCAAUGCUUGCCGUUACUGGCCAUCUGGACGUGGUAUCUACCACAACGACAACAAGACUUUCCUGGUGUGGUGCAAUGAGGAAGAUCAUUUGCGUAUCAUUUCGAUGCAAAAGGGCGGUGAUUUGGGUGAAGUUUUCCGUCGUCUAACAAACGCCGUAAAUGAAAUUGAGAAGCGUAUUCCAUUCAGCCAUGAUGACCGUUUGGGCUUCUUGACAUUCUGCCCCACCAACUUGGGUACCACCAUCCGUGCGUCGGUGCACAUUAAAUUGCCAAAAUUGGCUGCCGACCUUGCUAAAUUGGAGAACGUUGCUGGCAAAUAUAACUUGCAGGUACGCGGUACUCGUGGUGAACAUACAGAAGCUGAAGGUGGUAUUUAUGAUAUCUCCAACAAACGCCGUAUGGGUCUGACCGAAUACCAGGCCGUGAAGGAAAUGUACGAUGGCAUCACCGAACUCAUCAAGAUCGAAAAGGGCAUGUAAAUUGCUACAAUUUAAGUGUAGCGAACGUUUAUUUGUAGUCAAGCAAAGCAGGUGUUGUGAAGUUUAGUAUGUACUAAGUGAAAGAGGGUGCAGYAGUGACAGGUCCCGGCAUUUUCAAUAGAUCCUAUUGGGAAGCUGUCUUUGCUGCGUUCAUAUGAAAUGCCUUCCUGGAGAAGAACAACAACACCAUCUACAACACUGCUACCACCAAUAAAACCUAACAAUGAAAACACUUAUCCUUAAAAAAGAAGACGUCAAAUGUUUGGACUUUUUGUGAAACUG
This is a messenger RNA of Bactrocera latifrons, 1641 nucleotides long. RefSeq names its product arginine kinase. Gene Ontology annotation, biological process: phosphocreatine biosynthetic process. Gene Ontology annotation, molecular function: creatine kinase activity. The record is from RefSeq and is a predicted model, not a curated record. Lineage: Eukaryota; Metazoa; Arthropoda; Insecta; Diptera; Tephritidae.